AUGUCACGCGCAUGUGUCACAGAAGGCCGUCGCUCGCUGUGGACGACGUCGACUGCGAGUCAAUCCCCCUUUGUUACCACACAGCUCAUCGUUGCUGUCGGCGACGCAGAUGCAAUUAUGCGGAGUCUUCCAUUUCCAGUAGCUGCCACGUUCGACCAUGAAGUACCAAGUGAACAUGGAACACCGUUCAGCCCCGCUAGCGAUAUUCCUAUCGAUCCUGCACUCGCCGGGCCACUACCCAUCGACCCAGCUAUCAUGGGCGAUGAAGCCGUUCAGUUAAAUGUUUUGGAGCAGGGUCCACCCGUGCACAUUCCAGAGGAUUUCAUUCCGCCUCACCCUCGACACUAUUCUCAGGAGCCUUCGCAAUAUGACCAAGGUCCCCGUGGCGAUCCAUUUGCGCCCCAACCUGCACCUUAUCUACAUAUUCAAGAAGAAGUCAUUCCACCACCCACCAAGCCACCAAAGAGAAAGCGAAAACCCCGGCGAGAACCCGAGUGCGGUUUUUGUCAGGGGGAUGACAAGAAGAACAAGGAGGCUGAACCCGAGGCUAUGGUCACUUGUGAGGAAUGCGGUCGCAGUGGUCAUCCGAGCUGCUUGCAACUUGGUGCUAUCGCAGAUACCAUUCGUUCAUAUCCUUGGAAGUGCAUCGAAUGCAAAACUUGCGAAAUUUGUCAAGAAAAAGGUGAUGAUGAGAGAAUUUUGCUAUGUGACUUUUGUGAUCGAGGGUGGCAUAUGGAUUGUAUGCAGCCUCCCCUGGAAGAAAUGCCGCCCGGAACAUGGCACUGCCCAAUGUGCCCUCCAUCCUUCCUUCCUUUGGAAUCCGAAGUCGCAUCCAUAACAAAUUCUGAUCCCCAAGAUGGAGACGAGGCAACUGCCGAGCCUGAAGUGGAUGUUGAAGUUGACGAUGGUGAUGACGAUUCGUCUGAAGAUUCUUCGGACUCUGAGUCUGAAUCUGACGGUACCAAUACCGUGCAAGCACCAACACCCCGCCAGCGACCCAGCCAGCGAAUAAAGAAGCCGCCAAAGCGCAGAAUUGAACACUCAACCCCACGGCCCCUCAAACGCAUCCGCCUGCGCUCACCCGCAGCACACCCACUCGUCGUACGCCUGCGAAUACCUCCAAAGGGUAAGGGCAAAGAGCGAGAAGAGGACCCCGACAGAAAUAUCUUCGAGGACCUCCUCAGCCCUGCCCAUCGGGACAUGUCGAAGACAGAGAUCACAGACUUUGAUAGAGCACGAUUUGAUAAAAGUUGUCUGGCUGCUGAGCACCACCAGCUGACACAGCCUGAUCCUCCAAUAGCCGGCCCUUCGUCUCGUCCCCUACGGUCUCAUGCUCUCCAACACAUAACCAUACCUUCCUCAAUACCAGCUCGCUCGCCAGUGCCUUCCACACCUGGCGCAAUUCCGCACACACCUUCCACUAUCCCUGCUACCCCGUCAGGUUUCCCGGCGCCUCCCUCCACGUUACGCAUCCGGACCAUUCGCUUUGGGAAGUAUGACAUCCACCCAUGGUAUGACGCCCCCUUUCCUGAAGAGUUCUCAAAUAUCCCGGAUGGACGACUGUGGUUCUGCGAAUUUUGUCUUAAAUAUAUGAGAAGUGGCUUUGCUUUUGGUAGACAUAACAUGAAAUGCAAAACACGACAUCCACCAGGCGACGAGAUUUAUCGCGAUGGUGCCAUGUCUAUUUUUGAAGUGGACGGACGCAAGAACAAGAUAUACUGCCAGAAUCUUUGCUUGCUGUCGAAGAUGUUCCUAGAUCACAAGUCACUCUUCUACGACGUCGAGCCAUUCUUGUUCUACGUUAUUACAGAAACUGACGACAUGGGUGCGCGUUUUGUGGGGUAUUUCAGUAAAGAGAAAUGUUCUCCGAAGGACUACAACGUCAGUUGUAUCAUGGCGCUACCUGUGAGGCAGAGACAAGGAUGGGGAAAUUUCUUGAUUGACUUCAGUUACCUUCUCUCCAAGAAGGAACAGCGCGCGGGAUCACCCGAGAAGCCACUCUCAGGGCUUGGUCAACUGGGGUACAAGAAUUAUUGGACCCUCGCACUCAUGCGAUACCUUCAUACAUCACCGGAUAACCCAACCCUUGAAGCUAUCAGCAAGGGCACAUCUAUGACCAUCGAAGAUAUUUAUAAUACCCUCCACGACCAGGGAAUGAUCUCUGUGCAAUCUGCUACACCGCCUAUGAGACCUACACCAGGGCAAGCUAUCAAGUUCCCGCGAGGGCGCAAGAACGGCAUUGCACGGCGUCAUCUUCAGCGACAGAGCACGCUGAACAAGGAAGAAGAGGCCGGAAGCAAGGCCAACACACCCUUUGUCCCCCCUACGCGGUACCAGAUUAUCUGGGAUCCUGAGAAGGUGCAACACUACCUUGAAGCAUGGGAGAAGAAGGGGUACAUGAAGCUGAAACCAGAACGGUUGAAAUGGACGCCGUUUGUCCUGGCACGGGCAAAAGCUGGCGGGGAAGUUCUGCAAGUGGAGCUGGGUGCCGGCAUGGGUGCUUUGAACGGCGUUGCGGAAACACCAAUUUCAGUCACUGAACAGGUGGACAAACAGACGCCAGCCCCUGGCCCUGCCGAACCCUCCGUCAGCGUAUCUGAGGCAGCCCCUACAGAGACUCAUUAUGUCUCAGACACUCCUGCAGCCCGCCUGUUUGAUGACCUCAUAGCCAAAAACCCCGAAACUCCUGUACCAAAGAAGCAGUUGCGGAGUCGUGUUAAAGGAGGCGAAGUGCCUCGAUCUGUCUUCUCACGAACGCAGUCGAGUCGUAACACGAUCACGCGCACUGCCCUCCAACGACAUACACGUUCUGUAUCGGCUCGCCCUAUUACUGGCAUCGAUGGUGCGGUUAACGGUACUGCCCCUCAAACCGAUGAGCUGGCAGAACAAUCGAGUCCUGAUAUCCCUGCCAAACGGCGACGAGGACGGGCACGGAUCAAGCCACCGGAUGAUGCGUUGUCAGCAGUGUCUGAGUCUGGGAGGAUGACUGCUUCACCGUCACCCUCAAGACCCCUGACUCGAGUGAAACGCAGGAGGAUAGAGUCGCCUGAAUCAGAAACCCCCUCAGAACAUGUGGAAGACCAUGCUGAGCCGCCUGGUGGUCCCACUCACUCUAACGGUCACAUUAACCCCGUCAGUGAGGUCGGUCAGGAGGAUGUCCCUCAUCAUUCAUCAGGAUCAUCUGGUUCUGUCAAUAAUGGUGCUCAAUCUCUUCGAGUGGAGACGACCUCAUCUAUGUCAGAACUAGAUACACAAUCCUCACUUGCUCAGUCGCAACCACCGGAUGACGAGAUUAAGUCGGAGGAAGCGGAUACGCCUCUCACCGGCAUAACCAGUCGACACAGCGUACCAAGCGACGAUACCUUGUUCGUUGUAGAGACUGCACAUGGGAUAGGAACUAAGGACUCUGGAGGCUCUGAGAUCAUCAGAGCCGUGCACUCACCCACUUCUCAAACUACCGGGAGGGAAAGUGCUGGUCAAGACUCCGUGCCCAGCUGUUCCGCUCCAGCACUAACCGAUCUCGAUCAAUAUUCUGAUCUGGAUGCUGAGGGCGAACUGGCACAUGGUGAUUUGUUGUGUGACCGGUUGUUUGGCGACGACUUUAGAACCAAACAGCCCGCCUUUUCUCAAGCCGAGCCACAACACACGCACGAGCGGUUCACGCCGGUUCAUUGUGGUUCACAGCUUGGCCUAUGGAAACUAACAAAUGUCAACUCUAAUGCUUACACCCGCGGCAGUGACCCAAGCAUGGCCUUCGGGCAUCUUCAACGAGACCCAAACCUGCAGACUAAUGUCAGCAAUGUCUCGAGUUUGAAUCAAGCGCUAGGAUCGCAUCUUAACCCUACUAUCAGUGGGCGUCCCCAAUUCCAUGAUGGCGGAGCAUACAGGCUUUCCGAUUCACCGCCGACAAUUCUGGAUUCAAAUGGUGCUCCACGAUCUGCCCAGCCGAUACCUGGUUCUUCUCAUACUUCACCCAUUCACGAGUUCUCGGUACUCCCAACCAACGAAACUCAAACUACCAGUGUGCCCAAGCGCAAGCAGACCGAUGGUCUGGCUCCCAGUGGUAGUUCGCAGUCGGGCAAAAGACGGAGAGAAGGGGACGACAUGGGUGACCCCUUUGACACCGAUGCUGCGCACGGUUCUAAACACUGGACUGACGACGAGAAGACGAAAUUGUUCAAUUGGCUCAUGGGUUCGGGGGAAGAUAAUCAUUGGAAUGCGCUUCGGGCUACAAAGAACUCGUGUCUUCGCGAGUGCGCCAUUGAGGUGUUCGGUGGCAAGAAGACUUAUCAGGCGCUGAAAGGCUGCUAUGAACGAAAUUUCAAUUUAUUCAAACAGAUCUAUGCAUUCGAAAGUUUCCACGUGCAAUUGGGGAAUAGUCCCGUCAGCUUUACGACUGAAACAGACAGGUUGCGGGAAUACGAACGGCGAUUACAGAUUGCUCGCAAAGGCGGUUGCGACGUCGGCAAUGUGGGUGCCAAGACGAUUGACCAUUGGCAUAGGUCAGGCUGGUAUACUUUGUUCCACAGAAGAUGGAACGGCGAUCCUGCCACCACACGGCCCGCAAACCGCCAAAACAACGUCCCAGGGGCAACCAAUUCCCAUGGCGGCGAAGAUGACGAUGACGAUUCAUUAGAAGUAACAGAACCAAUUCCAAUUCUUCAACCUCAGAUUCAACCUCAGAGCGCACCAUCUCAUCCUCGUCCUCAAGUUCAACAAGUUCAUUCACAAGCGCGUCCUCCUGCCUUUGUUUUCACAUCACAACCAUCCAUUGCAAACAAGAUUAAUACCAACGAGCUUCCGAUACAGGAAGCAGGACCAUCAAAUACCCCACUGAGUCGAGCCGUCUUCCCCACCGUACCGUCGCCAAGCAGUGAUGCGUCCGUUGUCAACUUUGCUUUACCACAAAACAUGAUGGCUGCAUGCUUGCAGCUUUUGCAAGCGCAGGUUCAGCACAGCAAACUCAAGCUAGAAUAUCUUAGGAGACGGGAGGAAAGGGAAGAAAGAGACAGUAAUGCUCGCAAAGAUGCCGAGCGUGCUCGACUGGAAAGAGAAGCUGCCGAAUGGGAGCACACAAAGGAGACAGCUAAUGUCAAGCACAGAGCCCAACUCGCAACAGAUGUAUUGGCGAAUCCGGUGGUAGACGGCUCUACUGAUUCGGACUCUGAAGAGCGUAUGGACAACAAGUACUAUAUAGUACUGGAUCGUGAAAGGGUUCGCCACUGUAUCACAGACAAAUUGAUGCUCAACCAUGCCCGAUCACAAGAGUUAGGCAGCAUCCGGGUGCCGUUGAUUGAUUUGAUGGUGUCCUUCGGAUUCUCUGUCGUGGGCCUCAGCAGGCCGUACUAUCGCAUUAUUACCCACGAGUCGCAGUCAGUUUGUUCUCAGGUCUCAGAAGUUAGAUGGGUCAUCAUGCCCAUGAUGUGGGAUAGCUUAAUAUGCGAGGCUGCAUUUGCCGUGUCCCGCGGGAAUCUCUAUCCAGGAGGAGAUCCCGAUCAAAAAGUUUCAACAUUGAUCCUCCACUAUCAGCCACUACCCUUGAGUGCUACUAUGUGCUUCCCACCGGGGCCUGUCUCCAUACCAAUACUAACAAACACUCUCUGCUUGGUCACAUUUAUUGCUUACAUAGCUUGGCGUAACGCACGGCGGUACACUUUGAAAGACAUCUGCGGGCCUCCUUCGCACUCAUUCUGGCUAGGUAGCGAGAAAGUACAUCGAAGCGCUAAACAAGUAGGGGACCUGGAAUUUCGAUGGGCUCGCGAAUAUGGUCCCACUUGGAUGGCUAAAGGAUGUUUAGGGGUUUUCAAAGAGAACCGAUGCCAUCGAAAUAACGCGCCUCUUCACAGGGGAGAGUAUUUUGACCACAGACUCUCAUAUCUUUUAGCCGUUGAUCAUCAAAGGCACAGAAAGAUUAUGAAUCCUGCUUUUGGUGCUGCUCAACUUCGAACAUUUUUGCCUGUUUUCCGCCGUUCGGCAGCUCGGCUCUCACAGAAGUGGAAAGACAUGAUUCAAUUAGGAGAGAAGUCUGAUGGAUGUACAAUGAACGUCAGUGAGACCUUGUCUAGAAUGACCUUAGAUGUCAUCGGCGAAGUCGCUUUCGACUACCGCUUCGGAGUCCUCAACGACAACGGAGUAGAUAACGAGUUGGUGCAGGCGUUCAACAAUCUGUUCAUCGAUACAAUGUUGUACCAAUCUUCAUGGGAUAUCAUCUUUAAGUCAACCUGGAGAUUCCUUCCUCAAGCGGUUCUGAGGUACUUGAAGUAUUUGCCUUACAGAGAGUACCGCCGUUUCGCGACAUACCUGCAAACAGCCAUUCGAACAGGAAGGACCAUCAUCAACGAAAAGGCGGCUGGUACUGAAAAGGGUGGCAAGGACAUCAUCAGCAUCCUCGCACCAUGCUGGUCGCGGGUCAUGAUACUACUGCCUCAUCUCUCACGUGGCUGCUUGUAUGAGCUCUCAAAGCACCCAGAAGACCAGCAGCGCAUCCGUGACGAGAUUAAAGCAGCAAGAGCGAAUGCGGAAGCUCGUGGCGAUAAUGAUUUGCUGCCCAGUGAUUUUAAUAAUAUGGAUUUCACCAAUGCAGUAAUUAAAGUUUGUCCACCACUUGUUUCCGACAUUCUAUUUUCAUCUCCAUUCAUCUCCCAGGAGGGACUCAGAUUGCAUCCUAUAGUUCCUACAUUGAUCCGGGAGGCAGAUUCGGAUGAUGUUAUACCGCUUUCUCACCCGAUUAAGACCAGGUCGGGAAGGAUCAUUAAUCAAAUACCCAUCUCGAAAGGCCAAGGCAUCACAGCAUCUAUUUGCACUUAUAACAGGCUCCAAAGUGUUUGGGGAGAAGAUGCGGACAAGUGGAACCCAAGCCGUUUCCUCGACGACGGUACUAGGGAAAAGUCAUCGUUGGGAGUUUUCGCCAAUCUUUCUUGCUCCCCUGAAAACCAAUCUCACGUGUUUCAAACCAAAGCGGCUGGUCUCCGUGCCUGCAUCGGCUGGCGUUUUGCAGUUCUUGAGAUGCAAGCCGUGCUCGUGGAGCUUGUCGAGAAUUUCGAAUACCGAUUCCCCGAAGGUGUCGAGAUCAUUCGGUUGAAUGCUGGACUCAUGGCCCCUAUGGUUGAGGGCAAGAUGCAUGAAGGUGUCCAGAUGCCCUUGGAAGUCAGUGUCAUUGCCUUCCUACCCAACGGCGGACAUAGAAUGGUAGAAGGCAUUUCGUCAAAAUUAGUGGUGGAGUCCAAAGUGAAAACCAAGGCGAAAACACGGUAUCUAAAGCAGAAAAAGUCGCGACGCCAAAUUAGAAAAUCUGCGGCUCCAAAACAGACUAACAGUGCGGCACAGCGUCGCGGAGAGACUGAUGAGGAAGACAGCAAUGAUACUGAAAGCGAAGACCAUGCACCUCGAGAACGACCUUCAAAUGGUAGCCGCUCGAAGGAGCUGAAGGAGACACAGGAGGGUGGCAAAGACGAGAGACCAAAAAAGAAGCGGCGGAAGUCAUCAUUGUCAUACACUGAGGAAGGGGGAGAUCACAUGUCAGAAAUUGAAGGGGUGGAAGUGGCUAAUGAAGUAGAUUCUCGCGGUCCUCUCCCCGCCGCCGCGCCGCGAACUUCCUCCAAGUUCCCCGAAUCACACAUGUCUCUUCCAGUAUUCUCCCUUCCGACUUUACCUGACGCGCCGCCUAAAUCUAUACUCGCAUUACAAGGUCUUGAUCAAGCUUUAGUUGAAGCUGAAGUUGUCAAUCCCUCCUCUCGACUACCCAUAAUACCCAAAGGAGACGAUGCUCGCACUGGUCUAUCAGAAAGGACAAGAAGGCGCCUCAUAGAACUAGGGAUUACUGAACUAUUUGCUGGUUCUUCCACCACGCGGAGGCCACUGUACACACCGUUUGACCUGUUACAGGAUGUGUGUGUUUCCGCGCCAACUGGAAGUGGGAAAACGCUCGCAUAUGUGCUCCCAAUCGUUGAGGUUAUGCAAGUUCGAGAAAUAGUAGAGGCGAUCGCAAAAGGACGAGGUUUGAAGAUUGGUACAGCCACCGGACAGCACUCGUUCGCUCAUGAGCAGUCCCAACUAGUUGCGGACAUGUCAGCCAAACUUUCUGGUGGAUCAAGUAAAGUUGACAUUUUGAUCUGUACCCCAGGGCGCCUUAUUGAUCAUCUCAACGGAACACCCAACUUUUCUCUACAACACCUCCGGUUUCUGGUAAUAGAUGAAGCCGAUCGAUUGCUUGCUCAGUCAUUCCAAGACUGGCUGGCUCAAGUUCUUGCCGCCACGCAACCAUCACCCAGAAUGGUCCCUGAGACAACUGAAACCAAAACCCCAGCCCCCCUUUGUGAUUCUCUUGCCCCUGCUUUUCUUCGCCUUCACGGGGAAGUAGACCUACACACUGAUAUAGAUGAAAAAAAAGACGUCUCAUGUCAAAAACUACUGUUUUCCGCGACACUCACCAGUGACCCGGGAAAGCUUGCGGCUCUGGAUCUCCGAAAUCCAAAGUACUUUGUUGUGCAAGGUCUAUCUGAAGAAUCAGAAAUUGAUGGUAUUCCCAAUAUUAUUGCUGAACGGUUCACCAUGCCUGAAGCACUAAAGGAACACAUGAUAAUCUGUGAGGCCCCUCAGAAACCAUUAAUGCUCUUCCAUCUUGCGCACAACCAUUCCGUCCGCAAUGCACUUGUUUUCACAAAGUCGUCCGAAUCGGCCUCUCGUCUUGUCCGUUUGUUCGAAUUCUUCGAGGACUGCUACCUCCUCCAGCGAAAAUCCGAUUAUCGUUCGGUCGUAUUCGAGUGA
This is a messenger RNA of Suillus subalutaceus, 8766 nucleotides long. RefSeq lists its product as uncharacterized. NCBI's taxonomy places the organism in Eukaryota, Fungi, Basidiomycota, Agaricomycetes, Boletales, Suillaceae. The transcript has 38 exons. The record is from RefSeq and is a predicted model, not a curated record. Gene Ontology annotation, biological process: regulation of DNA-templated transcription. Gene Ontology annotation, molecular function: nucleic acid binding; histone acetyltransferase activity; iron ion binding. The coding region runs from base 1 to 8766 and encodes 2921 amino acids.